AACACCCGAGGAAAACACCAAUAAAUAAAUGACGCCGUCAAUAACUAUCAUAAACCUCCUUGUAUGAUCCAUGAUAAAGCAGCUGUGUGCGACACACCACAGAGCACAAAGAGCAUUCCCCUUUCUGAAUAAUCCAAAGUGUGUACUGAUGGUUACCUGACAGAUGCAUUGCCUGGGCAUGCCUUCAUGAUGGGCAGGAUAAUGACAGAAAAAAGGGGCACAGAAAAAAGAAAGGCAAGCUAGAGAGCGAUUGCUUCUCUGGUUUGUGAACUAAAGUAAUCGAGCCACUUUCUAUGAAAUCACACAAAUUCUAAUGUAAUAAAACUAAAAUCCAUCCACUGAAAAAUAAAUGUAAACCAAUGAUACAUUAAUAGGCAGUUCACUAUUCCCAACUCUUAAGAUCGGAGCUAAAUAGCGGUAUUUUUUUACUAGCAAGCAAUAGGCUAUUUAUUAUCUCUAAAAUGCAUUAAUGAUUUAGAUAAGAAAUGCACCCGGCUCUAGGCCUCUAUCCGUGUCUCUGUAGUUUCCGCCAUAUGGUACAGUUUCCAUAGAGCAACCCAUGGCUCCCAGGGGGGUGGGCUCCGAGUAUCACUAACAGACGGCGCAUCCCUCACUGUCUGUAUCGACUCAGUUGAAAAUCAAAAGUAACACCCUGUUUCAGCAGGCCUGACAACCCAGCAGUUGGUGUGCCGCUGCUGCUUUAUUGGAGCCAGCAGGAUGCCCGAAUGAAAUCAACACCCAGAGGUAUUGCAGCCAACAGCAGGAUCAUGUCCAACAGCGAGCGACGCCCCUGCUUCUCCGCUCUCAUCAGCACCACCCUGAUACCCCCAUCAUGGAGCUUGUCAAGUUACAAGAAUACUGACGAGAACAAUGCCGGAAGUUCAACAACGCUAAUAAGACUCAACAAAACAACAGCUCGCCACUUAUGCGGUUUUAGCUGUGGCUGCUAUUUUUACUUCUUUAGUUUAACUAUGUCCAAACUCUGACGUCAAUAAAAAAUCAGCCCUAGAUAUGCAUAGACUUUUCUUUCUUUCUUUCCCCCCAAAGAGACACCGGAAGUGUGGAUAUCACCCUGCUGCAACUUGACGACCGCGCAGCUCCUCUCUCCCUCAGGAUGACUGGGAGUGACGCAGGGCAGACGGAAAAAACUGGGGCUUGAUGAGAAGGACGGCGGUGAUGCAGGAAGGGCUGUAGCUUUAUUUAUUUCAGCCUGAUGCCUGACUUGCCUGUACGGAGGAUAUGAGAGUCACCCAUAUGCGAGCUUUUCUGUGACAGACAGGAGGUAAUAACGAGGAAUCAUCAAGUCAUCCUUGGGGCAGACCAGUUUGGAUACACUCCCAGGUAACAUCGGGUCCUGUUCCUGCACAUGGGAAAGUAGCCUAGUCAUUCAUUUCCCCACUGAACACCGAGUUGUAAGUCGCAUUCAGUGUAUUUGGACCCCCACAUCCUCCUCCUUCGUCAUUUCAACAAAUAUCCACCAUGAACUACCUGCGACGACGACUCUCGGACAGCAAUUUCAUGUCCAACCUACCCAAUGGCUACAUGACCGACCUCCAACGCCCCGAUCCGCCGCAGCAGAGCCCCGCAGUGUCGCCCGGGCCGGCAGAGAGGCGCCAGUCCACCAGUCAGCAGCAGCAGCCGCAGCAGCAGCAACAGCAGCAGUCUGGAGGUGGAGGUGGAGGCUUCUUCUCAUCCAUUUCCAACGCCGUGAAACAGACCACAGCUGCUGCGGCUGCGACCUUAUCGGAGGCAGCGGACCGAGCAGGUGUCUCCAGCAGCGCUAAGAUCCUCCUGGUCAUCGACGACCAGCAGACCGACUGGGUGAAGGUCUUCAGAGGAAGAAAGGUCCAUGGGGAAUUUGACAUCAAGGUGGAACAGGCAGAGUUCUCUGAGAUCAACCUGGUGGCCAAUGCCACAGGUACCUACAAUGUGAACAUUGAUGCAAUUAGGAGUGGCCAUAAAGUUACAAAAUCCUUUAAGCCAGACUUUGUGCUGAUCAGACAGCAUGCGUUCAGCAUGGACAAGAAUGGAGACCAUCGUAACAUAGUGAUUGGAUUGCAGUACGCUGGACUGCCAAGUGUGAACUCUUUGCACUCGGUCUACAAUUUCUGCGACAAACCGUGGGUGUUUGCUCAAAUGUCUAGGCUUCACAAGCAGCUGGGCUCAGAGGAGUUCCCACUGAUUGAGCAGGUUUACUAUCCAAACCACAAGGAAAUGAUUACCUCCCCUCAAUUUCCUGUAGUGGUAAAGAUGGGCCAUGCUCACUCAGGGAUGGGAAAGGUGAAAGUGGACAAUCAGUAUGAUUUUCAAGAUAUUGCUAGUGUUGUGGCACUGACCAAGACCUACGCCACAUCUGAGCCAUUUAUUGAUGCAAAGUAUGAUGUGCGCAUUCAGAAGAUUGGCAACAAUUACAAGGCUUACAUGCGAACAUCAAUUUCUGGCAACUGGAAAACCAAUACUGGUUCAUCUAUGCUUGAGCAAGUGGCCAUGUCAGACAAGUACAGAAUGUGGGUGGAUUCUUGUUCCGAUAUCUUUGGAGGGUUGGACAUCUGUGCUGUAGAGGCUCUACAUGGUAAAGAUGGCAAGGACUACAUCAUAGAGGUUGAUGACUGUUCGAUGCCACUGAUUGGGGACCAGCAGGACGAGGAUCGCGUUCAUAUUGCAGAACUAGUGGUUUCUAAAAUGAACCAGACUGUUCCACGUACUUCAAGCUCUUCCACAGUCCGUACAGGACAGCCAGCACAGAAAGCAGUUUCUCCUCAGCCAGUCUCACAACCGAGAGUCCCGCAGUCUCAACAGCGUCCUUCACCACAGGGUGGUCCUCAGCAAAGCCCUCCAUCUCAGCAGCGUCCACAACCUCAAGGCCAACCUCCUGUACAGACCCAACAAUCUGCUGCCAGCCCUGCCACUGGUGACCCCAGUAACCAGACUAAGGCAAGCCAAGGGCCUGCGACUCAAGGUCAGAGACCUACGUCUGGUCAGGGCUCUCCUCAGCGAAGCCAAGGAGGAUCCCCUCAAGCUCAGAGGCAGCAGUCUGUAUCGCAGCAGAAACCAUCUGCAGGCCAAAAACCUCCACCACAGCAGAGGCCUGCCAUGCCCCCUAGACAGCAGUCACAGGGAGGGACACAGCAACAGAGGGCUCCUGGCCAACAAGGACGCCCUGGAGCACCUACCACCCAGCAGCCACGUCCUGCCGCUCAGGGCCAGGGGGGCCCAGGAGGACGACCUCCUCUGCAACAGAAGCCUCAGCCUCCACAGAAGCCUAGUCAGGACAGCCCGGCUAUGGGCGGCUCUCCACAACUAAACAAGUCCCAGUCUCUUACCAAUACCUUCAACAUUCCAGAAACCCCAGCGCCACGAGCCAGCCUUAGCCAGGACGAAGUGAAGGCCGAAACCAUACGCAAUCUACGCAAAUCUUUUGCCAGUCUCUUCUCAGACUGAGACAGCAUAAGCCCCUCUUCCCUCUCCUCCUGAAAGAAAAAGAGACAGGCAAACUGAAGGACAGACCCCUUCUUCCCCCUCCGAACAAGGACCAACCGGAUGCCGUCUUUAAUUCAUGUACACUGAGCCUGAUGUGAAAAUGUACACACUUGAUAGCCACUGCCUACAUGGUUUAACUCUUUUAAAACGAACAAAAAGUAGAAUACAGUUAGGCACUGAUGUCUUAAACAUUCCCUGCCUUGCCUCGAGCUUAAGUAAUCAUACUCAAAACUGUUUGUACUCCACACUGAAGCCUGUAUAUGCAUGAAUACGAAACAAAACAAUAUUGCUCUCACUUGUUUGUUUGUGCUGUAAAUUCAUCGUGGCCGUUAUGUUCAAGUAACUUGAGGCGCUGUAUUAAAGUUAUUGGGGAAGGGAAGAUAGCCAAAUAUUUUAUUUUAAAUAAAAAAGCAGCACCUAGUUUAUUAUCUCCUCUUAUCUAAAAAUUGUAUAUUUGUGUCAUAGUAAAAACAGUGAAAAUGUAGCUAACCCCUAAUUUUGAAUAAAGAGCUGUCAAACUGACUUAAAGCCACUAAACAAUCUCCAUGUAUCCUGUUAAGGUUCAAAAUAUCCCCUCCUUAUUUUACAAUCCCCAAUAAAAACAAAGCUACACCACUAUUUCACACUUCUACUCCUUGCAAAAUUAACAACAACAUCCUCCCUGCUUUCCUGAUUCCCUAAUUAUUUUUGUAUGGCGCCCAAAUGACUACAGCUGCACACAAAGGAUGUCCAGUGUUUGCAAAUGCUAGAUCUGUUCAAGCUGUAGAUCGCUCAUGGUGAUGUCUUAGCUGCAUGUCAACAGGAGGCAAUGGUUGCAUUUCCCAACCCCUGACUUUGGCGCUUGUAACUGUGUUGUCACAUGUAGUUAAAUUAGCUAGUAUUAGAGUAGUUGGUGUCGUGAGUAUGUCGUGGCUCCCGAUUUUCUUCGUUUUUUGUUUUUUUUUUGUUGCAGAAGAACAAAAGCCCAGCAGCUCUCUAACUUGAAAGCAUGCCUUACACAGACAAGAGCGUCAAAUCAAAUGGAGCUGUCUCAGGGAUGUCCAGUUGAUUGUGACACUUGUGUGUGGGUGAGGGUCUUCCAUUGCAGUCUUAUAGUGGUUGUUUACAAAAAAAAAGAAGGAAAAGCAUGCAUUUUAAUGAGCUAGAAUGUUUUAUUAUUUCAAACACAUUUGCACACAGAGUAUAUCUUGCAAAAUUAUACUUGAAUACAAUGGUUUUCAGGUUUAUUCAUCUGCCACUUGACAAAGCAGGGUUCCUGCUUUGGGGUGCUGCCAUGUCUGUAACAGGCAUGGUACAGUGGGAUCCAGUGUAGACAGGGUUGGCGACUGUUCAGGUACAGUUAGUGAAAAAUAUCGUUACUUACAGUUUAUUUUCCUCAAUUUUCAAAGCAAUGUGACAAGAAAAAAACUGCUAACCAACUACUGAGUUUAAUGGAUGUACAAUAGGUUUUAGGAGGUCUUAGCAGUAGGUCAGCAUAAGAUGCACUCCAAAGCACACUUAGCCAAGGAAUGUUACGUUUGUGAAAUUCAUUUGUACCACGUAGAAAGGUAAAACGGUGACAAGUUUUAGGAAUGCCAACUGCACGAUGCUUCUCUGCAGUUGAUUUCACAAUUCUGCCACGCAUCUUUUGCACCGACAAAACUUUCUUUGAUCACGUCUCUGAAAAUCCAAGCUGUCACUGAAGAAUGUUUUAUCUUCUCCAGGCACUAUAAAUGUCUUCCAGAAGGAGUGCUAUAGAUUCAUAUGGUGAUAUAGUAUGGCAAUAUCACGCUUUUAGAGAAGACCCAAUAGUGAAAAGUCUAAGUGAGUCCUGGUCCCCCUGCAGAUUCUCCAUGUUGCCUGUGUUUUUCUGUUUAUGUAGCCACAGUGACCCCUUGUGUUCAAUGGUGCAUAAACGUGUGAAUGUUGUUUUGUAACCUGGUCAAACCAAAUAGAUGUUGUGCAAAGCUCUGAGUGAUCCAGAUUGUCACUUUCCUCCCCUGCUGCUAUUUGUGCUUGCUGAUAUUCUGUGUGUCUCUAAACUUUAUAGUUUAUCUGGGAAAAUAGUUUACUUACUUUUUCCUUUUGUACAUGCACAAUUUUCUUGUGAAUGGCACUGCUAUAUGGUGCUUGUUAUGUUAUGCAUAAGUAAUGGAGGGCUUCAUUUUUACAUUUUACAGUUACUCAGUGUCAGUACGUAACUGUCAGAUUCAUAAUGGCACAGCCGAGAAUAAAUAAGAGAGGAGUAAUUUUCACACUGAGUGUGUAAUUUAUGAAAAUGAGCCAUCACAUUUAGCACUGAUGGUUAUCUUUGAAAAACCGUGCCGUCCUUUCACUCAGAGGUGUCUUUGCCAAACUGAGAAACACCAUUUGCCACGAGCCCUCUGGAGCCUGACAGGAUGAGCCGCGACGGCAAUGCAAAGAAGUCAUUUUGAUAUAUUUUUUUUUUAUAUUUUAUUUUUAAGGGUUUACAUUAUUUAUGGUUGAUAUAUCUGACUGUGAAUGUACAUUGUCUUCUUUCUUAGAGCUCCUUUUAUUGUUUUUUAAUUCCACCGUAUAAUCAUUGUGAAACGGUAAAAUCCUUACAAGUUCGAGUGAAAUUGAUUGUCAGUUGAUGCCUGCCAGAGUUCAAAAUGUACAUCAUAGAUGUAAGUGCAAAAAUCAAAAAGCUGAGGGGUUUUUUGUUAAUCAAAAAUAAGAUACUGCAUAAUAUAAAUCAUGGUGGAUUAUUGAAAUAAAUGUAAUAAAAAUGAUAUUGAUGUUAUAUGCAAUGUAGCUAUAUUAUGUGAAAAUGAGUAUGUUAUUACAACAUGCACAUGUCCAAUAAAACCUAUGACAAAUAA
This is a messenger RNA of Haplochromis burtoni (Burton's mouthbrooder), 6302 nucleotides long. RefSeq names its product synapsin I (gene syn1). Lineage: Eukaryota; Metazoa; Chordata; Actinopteri; Cichliformes; Cichlidae. Gene Ontology annotation, cellular component: synaptic vesicle membrane; synaptic vesicle. The record is from RefSeq and is a predicted model, not a curated record. Gene Ontology annotation, molecular function: ATP binding. The transcript is spliced from 14 exons. The coding region runs from base 1480 to 3441 and encodes 653 amino acids. Gene Ontology annotation, biological process: neurotransmitter secretion.